AUGAAGCAACUAUCAAGUUCAACAGUUAUAGGAAACAAGAGGAAGAUACCAUCAUCAUCUACCAAAGAAAAUUCUUCAUCUACACCGAAUAAUAGUGGAUCAAGUCCGAUGCUCAUGUAUGGGGUAUUUCAAAGAUCGCUAUUGACUCCUUUGAGUGUGUUGACUAACGAUCGAAAUGUUGUUAAUACGACUAUUCGUAACACAAACAACAAUUCUAUAUUUUGUGGGACAUAUCAGACACCAACUUGCAAGAACGAAGCAGUACAAAAUAUGAGCUCUAUAUGCAUUGAUAAGAACAAGGCUACUGCCUCCAGUAGGCUGAAAGAUACGGUUGAACUAACACCUUCUUUGCCUUGUAGUGACGUUACAAAUGGUAAUGUUAACACUACAGUCGAUUUUGCAGGAAUGCCUACAAGAAAUAUUCCAAAACAUCCUCUUACACAGGUGGUAAUAUGUCGGGACUUGAGUCAACAAUUUGACGAGGUUCAUGAAGAUGUAGUAAAUUAUGUUGAAUAUGCUGAUUGUGGUGAUCCUAUGUAUAGUUGUGAGCAUUGUUCUGCAACAUUUUGCUUAUUACCCCAACAUGGUAAUCAACCGAAAUUUGCUCAAUUGUAUAUUCACGACACAGAAAAUGAGAUUAAUAAUCGUAUUGGCUCUGUAAGGAAGAACAACGAUAAAGAUAGCAUUCAUGUUGAUGUUGUUUCCGAUAUUAAAAAUGUUCUUGACGAGAAUAAUGUUUUAGUCAAAUCAUUUCGCAAUGCCAAGACACAAAUUGAAUCAAACACAUGUGUAGAAAUCAAGAUGAGACUAAUUGGUAAACGAAAUAAAGAUGCCCGAACAUAUAACCUACCAACAGUGUCAGAGGUUGCAGCACUCAUUGUGGGCGACUUGGACCCAACAAUGGGCGAACGUGACAUAUUGGUUGAGACACGGUCUGGCCUCUUGAAAAGGAUCAGUGAAUUGCACCCAUCAUACUUACCUUUGCAAUAUCCAAUCUUAUAUCCAUAUGGUGAAGAUGGUUACAGAGAGGAUAUACAACUGUGUAGAGAUUCCAACAUCCAAACAAAUGGUAGGCAUCGUAUUUCAGCAAGGGAAUUCUUCUCUUUUCGCAUUCACGAACGGCCUGGAGAAUUAUCAACAUUGCUAUUCUCUAAGAGGUUAUUUCAACAGUUCGUGGUAGACGCAUACACAAUGGUGGAAACAGGAAGGCUUAUAUACAUAAGGAACAACCAAAAAUCCUUAAGGUGUGAAGCUUAUAAAGGGUUGUCAGAUGCACUUACGCGUGGUGAGAUUGAUCCUAGCACACAAGGCAAGCGUAUUAUUCUACCAUCUAGCUUCACCGGUGGUGCUCGGUAUAUGGUACAAAACUACCAGGAUGCUAUGGCCAUAUGUCGUUGGAUAGGUUAUCCAAACCUAUUCAUCACAUUCACAUGUAAUCCUAAGUGGCCUGAAAUUCAACGAUACCUAUCUCAACGUGAUUUAAAAACUAAAGAUAGACCUGACACUGUCUGUCGUGUUUUUAAAAUGAAGUUGGAUGAUCUGAUAAAGGAUUUGCGAUCAGGAGAAUUAUUUGGUACAGUUAGAGCAGUGAUAUACACUAUUGAGUUCCAGAAGCGUGGUCUACCGCAUGCUCACAUUCUACUGUUUUUAGCAAACAAUAAUCGGAAUGCUGAUUCGAAUUUCAUUGACACAAUUAUAUCAGCAGAGAUACCGAACAAAGAAGUGGAUCAACAAUACUACGACGUUGUAGAAGAAUUCAUGGUCCAUGGUCCUUGUGGACAUGUAAGAAAGCAAUCUCCUUGUAUGGUGAAUGGGAAGUGUUCAAAGCAUUUCCCCAAAAAAUUUGUUGACUCAUCCAAUUUUGAUGAAAAUGGUUACCCAAUCUAUAAGCGUAGAGAUGAUGGUAAGAUUGUAACCAAAAAUGGUAUUCAAUUGGAUAAUAGAUAUGUUGUACCACACAACAUGCACUUGCUUCUGAAGUAUAGGGCUCAUAUGAACGUGGAAUGGUGCAAUCAAUCAAGGUCCAUCAAAUACUUAUUCAAAUAUGUGAAUAAAGGGAAUGAUAGGGUCACAGUCGAGUUUUAUAAAAGCACCUCUGACGAUCAUGGUAAUGAAGUUAUUGAUGAGAUAAACAUGUACUAUGACUGUCGGUACAUAUCAGCUUGUGAGGCUACAUGGCGUCUGUUUAGCUUCGAGGUGCAAUUCAGAACACCAGCUGUUGAGAGGCUAAGUUUUCACUUACCAGAUUGUCAAACAAUUAUAUUUGAGGAUGACGACACAGUUGACAACGUUCUGAUGCGAGAGACAAUUGGUCAGAGUAUGUUCAAUGGAUGGUUUGAAGCCAACAAAAGGUUCCCUGAGGCAAAGUUACUAACUUAUAUUGAGAUGCCAAAUAAGUUUGUUUGGAAAAAGGACAUCCGAGAAUGGAAUCCAAGAAAGAAAGGGUUUUCAAUUGGUCGUAUUUUUUAUGUACCUCCUGGUACUGGAGAGUUGUAUUAUUUGAGAUGCCUUCUAAACAUAGUUCGUGGACCUACAAGUUUUGAGGAGAUCCGAUGCUUUAAUGGUGUACAAUACCAGUCAUUUAGAGAUGCAUGUUAUGCACGUGGUCUAUUAGAUGAUGAUAAGGAGUAUAUUGAUGCUAUUAAAGAAGCAAGUCAUUGGUCAUCUGCUCAAUCUAUGAGAAAACUUUUUGUCACGUUGUUGACAUCAAAUUCAUUUAAUAGACCAGAAAUUGUUUGGAAUGAGGUUUCUCAUUUCCUUUCUGAAGAUGUACAAUAUAAUCAGCGCAGACUUUUAUUAAUAACAGAUUUGGUGUUAACAAAUGAUGAGAAGGAGAAUUUAACUCUAAUAGAGUUAGAGAAGUUGUUAGAAGUCUACAACAAAUCUUUAAAAGACUUUCCUCCAAUGCCUCAACCGAUUUGUUCUUCUUCAAGGCUAAAUGGUAAUCGUUUGUUGUUUGAAGAAUUGUCAUAUGAUCGUGCAGCCCUUGCAGAUGAGAGUGUUAGGUUGGCAGGGCAACUAACUCAAGAGCAAAGGGGUGUGUAUGAUACAAUAAUUGGAGAUGUUGCAUCUAACGGUGGUGGAUUAUUCUUUGUUUAUGGCUACGGCGGAACAGGGAAGACAUUCCUAUGGAAGGCUCUAUCUUCCACAUUGCGGUCGCAAGGUGAAAUAGUUAUCAAUGUAGCUUCAAGUGGCAUUGCUUCGCUACUUUUGCCUGGAGGUAGGACUGCACACUCAAGGUUUGCUAUACCUAUUAAUAUUAAUGAGGACUCCACAUGUAAUAUUAAACCAGGUGGCGACCUUAGUGAGUUGAUUGUCAAGACAAAGCUAAUCAUUUGGGACGAAGCUCCCAUGAUGCACAAACAUUGCUUCGAAGCACUAGAUAGAACUAUGCGAGACUUGCUGCGCUUCGCAAAUCCUCUCAGUGAGAUUUCUACAUUCGGUGGUAAGACGGUCGUUCUAGGUGGUGAUUUCAGGCAGAUCUUACCUGUAAUUCCAAAGGGGUCGAGGCAAGAUAUCGUUUCUUCAACAAUCAAUUCAUCCUACCUUUGGCAGAGUUGUAAAGUACUUUGGUUGACCAAAAAUUUGCGCCUACAUCGUUUGGAGAAUGUCCUAGAAAUAGAACAGGUAGAACAAUUUGCAGAGUGGAUUGCUGCUAUUGGGGAUGGUACAACAGGUGCAUCGAAUGAAGAUUGUGCAGAGGUUGAAAUUCCUGACGAAAUGCUUUUGUCAUCAACUGGUGACCCCAUCGCAACCAUUGUUGAAAGUACAUUUCCUAUGUUCCAAAAUGGUUCGUGCGAUAAUAGUUUUCUUGAGAGUCGGGCAAUUCUUGCACCAACACUUGAUGUUGUGAGCGCAGUUAAUGAAUACAUGAGUAACAUGCACGAAGCUGAGAGUAGAACAUAUCUUAGUUGUGAUUCUGUUUGUAGAGCUGAGAAUGGAGAUGGGGUACUUGCAAACGUACACAUACCUGAGUUCCUUAAUGGUCUUAAGGCAUCUGGUAUACCAAAUCAUUCAUUAACAUUAAAGGUUGGUUCACCAGUUAUGUUGUUAAGAAACAUUGAUCACUCACUCGGACUAUGCAAUGGUACUAGAUUGGUUGUCACCAGGCUUUCAGAACAUGUCAUUGAGGCUAAAAUAAUGUCAGGCAGUCAUGCAGGUACACGGGUUUUGAUUCCUCGGAUGAGUAUGACUCCCUCCGAUCCGAGAUUGCCAUUUAAGUUCAGUAGAAGACAAUUCCCAGUAAUGCUUUCUUAUGCCAUGACCAUUAACAAAAGUCAAGGUCAAACAUUAUCACAUGUGGGGUUGUUAUUGAAAAAACCGGUGUUUGUGCAUGGUCAAUUGUAUGUUGCUGCUUCAAGAGUUAGUAAUCCAACUGGUUUAAAGAUUUUUCUUUGUAAUGAUUUAGAUAAAUGUUGUAAGUCAACAACUAAUGUUGUUUACAAAGAAGUAUUCAAUAAUUUGUAA
Ipomoea nil (Japanese morning glory) is the source of this 4467-nucleotide messenger RNA. RefSeq lists its product as uncharacterized. Gene Ontology annotation, molecular function: DNA helicase activity. Lineage: Eukaryota; Viridiplantae; Streptophyta; Magnoliopsida; Solanales; Convolvulaceae. Gene Ontology annotation, biological process: DNA repair; telomere maintenance. The record is from RefSeq and is a predicted model, not a curated record. The transcript has 10 exons. The coding region runs from base 1 to 4467 and encodes 1488 amino acids.